GAAACAACGAGAGCGGAGAGGUAUAGCGUUGCUGUGAUACGGCCCUAUAUAUUUGCUGACAGGACUAUCUUCCUUUUAAAGACAACCUCCUCCUUACAUUGGUUUUCACUUAGUGAUGUCGCGUAUUUGUGUGGUGAACCUGUAAAGAGCAAGACAGGCAGAAGCCAGCUUUUUUAAUUAUUUGAUUCAUUUUAUUUCUUCAGUUAUUUUUGAUUUUAUUUAAUCCAUUGGCUGAAAGGGACUCAUUUCUGUAUUUUGGUUAAAUAAAUAUUUAAUUUAAUCAUUUUAUCUUGUUUAUGUGUUGAUUUAUGUUUCCAAGUUUGAACUAAGAGAAAGGCCGAAUUCAUCUUUUUAUAGCCUAUUUGCAAGUGUCUUCUUCAUUCUCUAUUUUUAAAGAGAUUGUUUGGCUAAGGACGUCCGUAACUUUCAUUUGUAGAAACGACGGCAACUCCAAACUAACAUGGCAGUCAGACUGUGCGACGUGGCUUCUCUGCUUAGAAGUGGUUCGUGGGCGGCAGAGCCUUGGACUGGGCAGGUAAUUGCAGCCAUGGAAACACAGCUGUCCAAUGGGCCCACUUGCAACAACACGAGCAACGGCCCCUCAACAAUCUCAAACAACUGCUCAUCUCCGGUCGAGUCGGGGAGCAUGGAGGACAGUAAAACUAACUUGAUAGUAAACUACCUGCCUCAGAACAUGACCCAAGAAGAGCUCAAGAGUUUGUUUGGGAGCAUCGGGGAAAUUGAGUCCUGUAAAUUAGUUCGAGACAAAAUAACAGGGCAGAGCCUAGGUUAUGGAUUUGUGAAUUACGUGGACCCGAAAGAUGCAGAGAAAGCCAUUAACACAUUAAAUGGCCUGAGACUACAGACCAAAACCAUUAAGGUGUCCUACGCUCGUCCAAGCUCGGCCUCCAUUAGAGAUGCAAAUUUGUACGUCAGUGGCUUACCAAAAACCAUGACUCAGAAAGAACUAGAGCAGCUCUUCUCUCAGUAUGGACGAAUCAUUACCUCACGCAUUCUGGUGGACCAAGUGACCGGUGUCUCCAGAGGGGUGGGUUUUAUCCGGUUUGACCGGCGAAUCGAAGCAGAAGAAGCCAUCAAGGGCCUGAAUGGCCAGAAGCCACCGGGCGCCACAGAGCCCAUCACCGUGAAGUUCGCCAACAACCCCAGCCAGAAGACGAGCCAGGCUCUGCUCUCCCAGCUGUACCAGUCGCCCAAUCGAAGGUACCCCGGACCCCUCGCACAGCAGGCACAGCGCUUCAGGUUGGACAAUCUGCUAAACAUGGCAUAUGGAGUCAAGAGCCGGUUCUCCCCCAUGGCCAUCGAUGGGGUGACCAGCCUGGCUGGCAUCAACAUCCCAGGGCACGCGGGCACCGGCUGGUGCAUCUUCGUCUAUAACCUGGCUCCGGAUGCAGACGAAAGCAUUCUGUGGCAGAUGUUUGGGCCGUUUGGCGCCGUCACAAACGUCAAGGUCAUCCGGGACUUCAACACAAACAAGUGCAAAGGGUUCGGAUUUGUCACCAUGACUAACUACGACGAGGCAGCCAUGGCCAUCGCCAGCUUGAACGGAUACCGCCUUGGGGACAGAGUUCUGCAAGUCUCGUUCAAAACCAACAAAACGCACAAAGCCUAAUCUCCAUCUCGGAUUGUUUAUAGAAAACUCUACAGAAAAUGGAAAAAAACCCUAAAAUGGAAACCUACCGACCGUAAAACUUUCUACAUUAGUAAAAAAACAUCUUUGUAAAUCAGUGUUACGAAGGGAAACUAUACUUAGCGUCCAAAAGUGUGUUUUCUUUCUUUUCCUUCAUUGCUAGGCUUUGAAACGUCUUAAAAUACUUUGCGGUAAAACCAAGAGAAAAAAAAAAUACUGCAGGUUUUCACGCCUGUCUUUAAAGCUGGACCUUUUAAAAUGUUACUAAAGGGUUGUUUUUUUUGUUUUGUUGCACAUCUGCUGUAAAAAAAAAAAAAAAACAGGAAGUUUUUGUAAGGCUUUGUGUAGUAAUAUUUUUAUUUUUUGUAUUUUUUUUUCUGUGUCUUGAUUUGCCUUGGUGCUUUCUGCGUCUUAAGUGGUUAACAAAUUAUUUUAUUUUUGAUUAUUCCGUUUAAAAAAAAAAGAAAUUAAAUUAAAAAAAAAAAAAACGUUAGUAUUAUGUUUAUUGUAAUAUGAGUUAGUUAGUUAUUGGUUGGCUGCAUAAUAUUGCUUAUUGUAAAGUUAAUGGAGAAAAACACACAAAAAUAUGUCUUAAAAAGCAGUACCUUGCCAAAGAGCUAAGAACCUCUUUGAUGUGGGUUUAAAAAGCAUCUAUUUUUAUAAAAAGACAAAUUUGGAGAAACUUUUUACUGGACCUGGGGGAGAAAAAAAAUAAAAAAUAUUUUGACUUGGGAUACUUUGAGAAAUAUCUUCAUAUGACACCUGACCAGGAAGUUUGCAGUGGUUGACAUUUCUGGAGAGAUUUCUGAUGUAAAAGAGAGAACCCUUUUUGACAUCUUUGUA
Oncorhynchus mykiss (rainbow trout) is the source of this 2491-nucleotide messenger RNA. It is a transcript of the gene elavl2, whose product is annotated as ELAV like RNA binding protein 2. The record is from RefSeq and is a predicted model, not a curated record. Lineage: Eukaryota; Metazoa; Chordata; Actinopteri; Salmoniformes; Salmonidae. Gene Ontology annotation, cellular component: ribonucleoprotein complex. Gene Ontology annotation, molecular function: RNA binding.